CAACCAUUUGAGGCCACACUUUACAACUUUUGUCUUAACCCCCCACCAACGGCCUCAACGAGCACUUUCAUAGUGUGGUUUGAUCUGGGUAAGAGAAACUAUGGAUCCCCAUAUCUUCAUAGCACGGGCGGAGGCGCAACGGUGGCUCGGUAUCGCCGAGAAACUGCUUAUGAGCCACGACCUAGUCGGCUCCAAGACAUUUGCGAUCCGAGCACGAGAGUCUGACCCCAGACUUGAAGCUGCUGAUCAGAUCCUAGCAGUUGUUGAUACGCUCAUCGCUGCCGAGAAACAGGUCGUCGGAAAUAAUGGCGUGCAGCAGCCCGAUUUCUACGCGAUCCUUCAACUCGUCCGGUUUGUUCAGGACACGGACCACAUCGCCUCCCAGUACCAACGGCUCGCCUUCAUCCUAAACCCUCAUCAAAAUCGGUUCCCUUACUCCGAUCAAGCGUUUCAGAUUGUUAACGAAGCUUGGUCCGUGUUGUCGAACCCUAUGAGGAAAUCUAUGUAUGAUUCGGAGCUUGAUUUUGCGCCGCAACUGCAGAUGAACACUAUAGGGUUUAACCUCGAGGAACAGCAUCAGCAGCAACAGCAGCAAGAACAACACAAUUUUUUUUCGAUUGACUAUAUGGGGUCGGAUCAUCAGCAGAAAUCGCCGGAGCAAGAGCAGACGUUUCAAACUAGGGUACAACGGACUCGUCAACAGCAGGAAUCGCAGCAGCAUAAUUUUCUGUCACGAAAUCAAUCUGCACCUGCUCACGAGGAGGAUGAGCAAUUGUUUCAGCAUCAUGAGCAGGAGCAAUUGUUUCAGCCACAGGUUGAACCUUUAGAAGUCAUGUCUACCCCGUAUCAACAAAAUCCACCACAAUCUCAUCAGCCGCAGCCAUCUAUGCAAUCCACAACUCCGCCUCCUCCUGCAGUACCACCACAACCUCCGUUAUCUUGGCCACAAGCACCAUCUCUGUCACAGCGACAGCAGCCACACCAGAAACAGCAACCUCCAUUGCAGCCCCAACAACAAGAAGCAUGGGCAGAACAAAAUGCUGGUCCUGUUCAGUCUCCUAAUCAGGUUAAUAGUAACAAUGGUGCAAAGGAGAAGGAAACUGAAACAGAAACAGAAGCAGAAGCUGUGAAUGUGGAUGAGUCACCUACAUUUUGGACUGCAUGUCCUUACUGUUUCUACAUGUAUGAGUAUCAAAGGAUCUAUGCAGAGUGCACCAUCCGUUGUGACAACUGUAAAAGGGCAUUUCAGGCUGUAAGUAUUUCCUCCCCACCAUUAAUGGCAGAAGGAAAGGAAGACUAUUUCUAUUGUUGGGGAUACUUCCCUUUAGGGGUUUCAAUCUCACAUCUGCCAAAAACAGCUAGAACGAACUCCAAGUGGACACCUUUUUCACCUCUCCAUGAUGCCUCAAGUAAUGUUCAGAACCAUUUAAAUAGUAGGGAAGCCCCAAAGAAGAAUACUUUUGUGAAGAAGGAUUUGGGGCCACGAAUCUACAUAGAUGAUAUCACUGAUGAUAUAUUUACAGGAAUCUCUGAACCUAGUGAUGAUUCUGAUGUUGAAUGGAAUAUGACCAGGGACAAAAGUUGAAUAUGAUGUAUUUGAAAAAAAAGUUGUGCAAUGGGGAAGUUCUCUUAUUUUGUCUACAAGAAUGGGCCAGAAAGAUCAUAUUUUGACCAUCUUUUGCUGCAUGUGCAUCUGCUCAGAAAAAAAAGGUUUCCUUCAAGAAUCAUCACACCAGCUUCUCUAAUGUACCACACAGUAAAAGGUUUGACCAUCACUUCGGGAAAUUUUGGGAAAUCAGAAUUCAACUCAACCAUGUUGAAGCAACCCCAAACUACUUUUAGGACACUACUUCCACCAUUAUCAUCAUAUUCAUUUGUAGUUGUAACUUGUAAGCUGUUCAACUCCUUUUUCCUGCUCUAAAAUCUGAAUGAUUGAAGAUUUCUCGACCAAUGCUUGCAAGAAUUUUAGAACCCCAUACACAUUCCAUGCCUGAGCGUGUUAUAAUUAUGAUAGUCAUAUCUAGCAUAAAUGAUAAUAAAUA
Messenger RNA from Lactuca virosa, 2042 nucleotides. NCBI's taxonomy places the organism in Eukaryota, Viridiplantae, Streptophyta, Magnoliopsida, Asterales, Asteraceae. The record is from the annotation of a GenBank genome assembly.